UAGAGAAGGGAAGAAAAGAAGGUACAAAGAAAGCUCCAGCUCCCAUAGCGAAACAAGAAUAGGAGAAAACUUUCUCGGGGAAAGAAAAUGAUUCUGCAAAUUUUCCCGAGAAAAUAACAACAACCCAGAACAAGAACAAGAAGAAUCAGAAGGCCCAGAAGAUAGAACAGAGCUUUUGUGCAGAUAAUUUAGAAAAAAAAUAAUAAAUUUUGUGUGUGCUUGUGGGAGAAAGAAAGAAAGAUGAUAUCAUCCUUUGCGUCACCGUCGUCUUCGUCUUCGUCUUCGGCGUCGUCUUCAGUUGUGGUGCGAGUAGAGAAGGCCACAAGCGAGUUCCUGAUCGGCCCGGAUUGGACUCUCAAUAUUGAAAUUUGCGAUACCAUCAAUUCCAACCAUUGGUUAGGCAAAGAUGUGGUAAAAACCUUGAAGAAAAGGUUGCAGCACAAGAAUCCUAAAGUGCAGCUACUUUCUUUGACGCUGCUGGAGACAAUGGUGAAGAACUGCGGGGAUAAUGUGCACUUCCAAAUUGCAGAGAGAAAUAUCCUGCAAGAUAUGGUCAAAAUUGUAAAGAAGAAGACUGAUAUGAAUGUGAGGGAUAAAAUCCUAGUACUGCUCGACUCUUGGCAAGAGGCAUUUGGUGGUCCUGGAGGAAAAUAUUCGCAGUAUUAUUGGGCUUACGAAGAACUGAGGCGUUCUGGUGUGCAAUUUCCCCAGCGUUCUCGCGAUACAGCUCCGAUUUUUACUCCACCUGCAACACACGCGGGGCCUAGACUGCCUCAACCGGGUUAUGGAAUGCCAAGCAACUCUUCAACGAGACUCGAUGAAGCCAUGGCAGCUGAGGUGGAAAAUUUAAGUUUAUCAACUGUAAGUUCAAUGCGGGAUGUUCUGGAUCUUUUAGCUGACAUGCUGCAAGCCGUGAAUCCUGGAGAUUCUGCAGCUGUAAAAGAUGAAGUUAUAGUUGAUCUUGUUGACCGUUGUCGGGCCAAUCAAAAGAAACUAAUGCAGAUGUUAGCCACAACUGGGGAUGAAAAUCUUCUAGCACAGGGUCUUGAAUUAAACGAUAGUCUACAAAGCGUGCUUGCACAACAUGAUGCUAUAGCUUCUGGCACCGUACUUCCAAAUCCUGCCUCUCCCGUCAAUCGGCCAUCAAUCGAGACGCACAAGCCUGACCAAAAAAUAGCUGAAGGAUCUAGUACACCACCGGAUACUAAACCCGCUGCUCCUGUUGCUGCAAUACCAAAUUGUUUAGAUGAAGAGGAAGAUGAAGAAGACGACUUUGCUCAGUUGGCCCGAAGGCAUUCAAAAACUCCUCAAACAAAUGAAGGUGUUAGUACUACCGGCACGAUAACAUCCCAAGGAGUGUCUUCGGAUCCAGCCAUGAGCAGUGCGUUGGUUCUUCGUGACCCUCCUGCACCUGCCAAGACCACAAAUGAGCAAGAUAUAAUCGAGCUCUUGAGCAUAACCUUGUCAACUGUGUCUCCACAGGCACCUCAAACUCCUGCACAAAAUGUAAAUCAGAGGUCAGUUUCUACUACCAAUCAAGAGAACUCGCAUACCUCAUCCGAGCCUUACCCUGGAUAUCAGAGCCAGACAUUCAACAGUUAUGUAGCGCCCUGGGCUCGGUCUCAGCCCCAGCCCCAGCCUCAGCCUCAACCUCAAUUACAACAACCUCGACCUAAUGGUCAUCUUCAAUACCAAGCACAACCACAACCUCAACCUCAACAUAAUGGUCAAUUCCAAUAUCAGAUACGCCCGCAACCUCAACCUCAAUUCCCUCAGUACUCGGCUUACCCCCCUCCGCCUUGGGCUGCAACUCCUGGUUAUUUCAGCAACCCAAAUCCAUCAUCUAGGGCACCUUACAUGCCCUCAACUCUACCAGCCACUACAAGCAUGCCCACACCUGUAAAACAAGUCAACUCAUUCCCAGCAGGAGGAAGCAAUACUACAGCAAUUAAUGGAGGUGCAAGGAUCGGUGUCAACUCUGCAACAAAUCCCCCAGCUGCUGCUGCACAAAAAACGUUUAUUCCAUCUUAUAGGCUGUUUGAAGAUCUUAAUGUUUUUGGUAACGAGGACCAGAGAUUCAAGGCAACAAGCAACUCAUCUGCUGGUAUGUCUGGGGAAAACAACCAAAGUUGGAUUUCAGGGCACAAGUGAAACACAUUCAUAUAUCACAUACCAGCCAUAUAUAAUUCUGUCAAUAUUUAUGUAAAUGGGGGUGGAAUGUCUCUUUUUUUUCGUUUGUAUGCAGGGGAAUAACUUAAGAUUGAUUGAGUUUGUGGCCAUUGCACAAUUAGUGCGUAUUUUGUGCCAGGGGUUCAUAGGUUUUUUUAUGGCUACUGUUAAUGGUAUUUAGAUAUCUCAGUGGUUAGGCAUUUGGUUUCCUAUUGCAGAUGUUUCUCAGGUUAUGUUUGUAAACCAAUUUCGUUGACAUUAUUAAUCACAAAUAAUUUUCAAUCAAA
Ipomoea triloba (trilobed morning glory) is the source of this 2456-nucleotide messenger RNA. Its product is annotated as TOM1-like protein 6. Lineage: Eukaryota; Viridiplantae; Streptophyta; Magnoliopsida; Solanales; Convolvulaceae. Gene Ontology annotation, biological process: protein transport to vacuole involved in ubiquitin-dependent protein catabolic process via the multivesicular body sorting pathway. Gene Ontology annotation, molecular function: phosphatidylinositol binding; ubiquitin binding. The record is from RefSeq and is a predicted model, not a curated record. Bases 241 to 2151 code for a protein of 636 amino acids. The transcript has 9 exons.